CACCAAACUCCAACCCAGAUAUCUCAAACAGUUAUAAUGACUACCAUCGCACAACCUACACAAGUAGCAGCCCCAUCCGGACAACUCCAUUCAGGCCACGACCACCUCCUCCCCCUCCUGCGCACAUACUUCACCCUCAACCUGCGCGCCGAUCAAAAACGCACAAUCGUCCACCAACACUUGCAACACAAUCGCUAUCGAAACGUCGUUCACGGACCGCCUUAUGAGCGCUCCGAACACUGGUCCCGCCUGCUCUCCGCAGCAGCACUAGAAUUCGAGGGCGUAGAGCAAGAAUGGCGCGAACGCGAUGACGGGCUGACCGAGGAUUUUGAAGAGCGGGUGCGCAGCGGGAUUGAGUCGCUGGAGAGGUUAUUGUCGGAGAUGGAGGGGGUUGAGUAAGUUGAAAUGAGGGUCUUGGUCGGGACGGGAGUUAGGAUAUAAGGGUGUGAUUAGGGAGUUUCAGACGAUUUUUUUCAGCUGUGUGUGUGUGUGUGUGUUUGCGGGGUUAAUUUCGUCUUGGAGUAAUGAAGACAUGGGACAAGGCGACGUUCAUCAUGCUACGGGGCUAGCUAGAUAUAGGGAAUCUACAUGUUACUGUUGA
Molecule: messenger RNA, 601 nt
Organism: Parastagonospora nodorum SN15
Lineage: Eukaryota; Fungi; Ascomycota; Dothideomycetes; Pleosporales; Phaeosphaeriaceae
Exons: 2
Coding region: 37-399 (120 amino acids)
Source: RefSeq, a predicted model, not a curated record